CUAAUUAGGUACCACCUUAAGUUUAUCACUUGGGUAUUGUGUGUUAGAUCCAGUGAUGAGCUAGAAAAAUUGUAACAGUCGGAAUGCACCUAAUUCGUGAAAAUGUAUCAACACACAUCUCAGCAUCUGCGGACGCUUACAGAAAUUUUGUCUGUCCUAAGAUAGAAAGAGCUGAACAUCUAGACUACGAUACAAUAAAAUAUGAAAAAAUUAUUUGAAAUGCUGUGUAAAAUAACGAGUACAGAAGUAUGACAACCAGACAGACCAGAGGAGCAGACAAAAGAGAACAUUGCAGAAAGGAUGUUUCCUCGAGCAUCAACUUUCUUGUUUUUACCUCGACAAUAACGUAUUACAGUAUUAUCCUAAAGUUGGUCUGACAGUCUGUGGUAACAAUUGAAAUUCAGCCAUCGGCUCAAACAAUUUAAUUUUUAAACGCAAUAGUAAAAAAUAUAAAAAAAAAUUUUUACCGUAGCGUUCAAGAGUUUGAAAGAGUUAGUUUGAAAAAACACAAUUUUGGUCAUGAUUGUGACGGCCGGCACACAUCACGAUUUAUUCAGUUUAUUGUCAAGCCAAGCAUGAGCGAUCUGAAGCAUCUGCGGUUGUGCCAGACGGCAGGUGCCCUUAUUCCAGAGACAAAUUGAGUGUUUAUUUUAUUGAACCAAAUGUUGGGACAUUUUGGAAUCUAAGAACUGUGCCCCACUGUUAUUUUGCUGUUCUGAUCAGCAGAUCAAGUCGCACGUUGAUUCCUUAUGACAGUAUGAAGGGGAUUUUUUAUUCGAGUCCACAGUCAGGCAGUCUCCUUUUAGUACCUUCAUCCUAUACUCAGUUUGUCUGGUUACCAUUACAAGUUGAAAUAUUUAAAUAGCAGUGGUGAAAUAAUUGAUACUAAUGUUAAAUUAAUAUGCAGUUAUUUAAUCAAAGAAAACUUGGAGGAAACUGUUGUUUUUGAAGACUGAAGCAUAGGGAUAGAAGUGACGCUGUAUACGCUGUAUAUCUACUCAAUAGAAAAUAAUACUGACAAAAUGGACAACGAUGAAGGUCCGACUUUACCUGAUGGAAUAAAAGAUCGACGAUAUUCAAAACAGAUAGCUGCAAAGGCUUUGAGUGAAAUGUACACUCCAGAGAAAAGAUUUCAAGAAUGGGUUUGUGUCAUACUUUGUGGAAUAUUGAUGUCAGUCAACCUCGUAUAUCUUGUUUUUUAUUUUCGAAUUGACAGUCUUCAUAUUAUAAUUCUUUCAUCAUUUGCUGGUAUUUUAUCGGCAGACUUCAUGUCAGGUCUAGUACAUUGGGGUGCUGAUACAUGGGGAUCUGUUGAUAUUCCAAUAUUUGGCCGUGCUUUCAUUCGACCUUUUCGUGAACAUCACAUUGAUCCAACUGGAAUUACUCGCCAUGACUGGAUAGAGACCAAUGGUGAUAAUUGUGCCUUGACAAUUCUUGCUCUGGGCACCAUGACGAAAGAUUUUAUGACAAAACCUGAGACUUUUAUUCUUGAAAAUUACUGGUGGUCAUGCUAUAUCUUUUUCCUUGCACUGUUUGUUACUCUGACAAAUCAAAUCCACAAAUGGUCUCAUACAUAUUUUGGGCUUCCCAACUGGGUGGAAAUUUUACAAAAUUACCAUAUUAUUCUGCCAAGACAACAUCAUCGGAUACAUCAUGUUUCUCCUCAUGAGACAUAUUUCUGUAUAACCACUGGAUGGUUGAACUACCCACUUGAGAAGAUUGGCUUUUGGACAACAUUAGAGUAUCUAAUAGAGAAAUGUACUGGGUAUAAGCCACGGGAUGAUGAUAUGAAAUGGGCUAAAACCAUCCCAACAACAUGAUAAGGGCCUUUUCCUAAUUUUAGAUAGACUCCAAUUAUUAGUAUUAAUUAAUGCACAGCUAUGGUCUUCUUCUCACAGUUUAGAAUGUUUGUUUUAUUUCUUUAGAUAAUUACUUAAUUGUGUAUUGUAAAUAUCAAAUUUUAAUUAUGCCAAUCGAAUAGGUGAAUGAAAAUCAUGAAACCAUUAUGUUUCUAUAUCUCUAAAUUAGAUACUGAUAUUUCCUUUUUCCUGAUGCUUCUUUUUUAUCUACCUAGUAUUAUUUAUUAUGGUCUAUUCUGUAUUUGUUUUAAACUAAAAUUUAAUUGUCUGUAGGCUAAUUAUGCAUCCUCAUUUUCAUCUUUAUUUUCCCUAUCGAUAAUCCAUUUCUAAUAAUUUGAAAGAGCUGUACCGUUGGUAUAAUUAUGUUGGCCAGUUAUGGGCAGAACGAACCACACCUCUUCUCUGCUUAAAAAAAUCGGGGAUGAAUUUUUACUUCUAUGGUAGGAUUUUUCAGGAUAUUUAUUUCUUAGCUAAAUGACUUUACAUUAUAAUAACACUUAUCACAUCAGUUGCCAGUAUUUGGCUGAGAUGCAUCAAUGUUACUGAUUAAUGGCUGUGAUUUAACUUCUAACUUUUCUAUUUUAGUUAGAUGCCUAUUUUAUGACAUUUUUUCAAUAACAGUAUGUAUUGAUUUUAAUUUCCAUUCAUAUGCUUGAUACCUUUUUCCAAAGAGUUAAUAUUUUGUAUCACUUUAGACCAAAAGCUUGAAGUUCUCAAAAAUUUAUGAAACCAAGGCAGUGUUUGGAAGCAAGUUUUUAUUAUCCUCUACUGUCAUUAUAUGCAUAAUUCUACUUAAUUAGACUUACUCAAAUGGACCCCCAUGUUGAAUCAAUUUCGCAGGUAAAGAAUCUUAGGUUCAACUCGCCCAUGUCUUAAUGUAGCCUCAUAUUUAGUCGGUGACUGCCUGUGCAGAGCCUCGUUUGUGAUGUGUGAAAACACCCCAAAGCUCAUAAAGUACAGUCUAUUUCUUAAAACGGGCCACCAAACUGCGGCCCACAGCGACUUUUUUAUCUGGCCCACAAUAACACGAAAAAAUGGUGAAGUGUUUUUUCUAGAAAAAUUUGUUUUGCUAUGAUGUUCUUGAUCUAUAUUCUGCAAUAUAGAAUAUAAUAUUUAAGACUUCAGAAAAGUCGAGUUUAUAUUGUUAAAUAAAUUGAAUGGAUUUUCAAACUUUUGUGAAUGUAUUGCAUUGACAAAAAUAUUUGUCCGGCCCUCGGUCAAAAAAGUUUGGUGACCCCUAUUUCGGAAACAACUGUCUUUGUAAAUGAUGCAGGGAGUUUUCAUUUAAACUGUUUCAUAAUUUGUCGCUCACAAUUCUUCUGAACUAGGUAUACAUUUGUAAUUUACCAUCCUGUGUUUUGACUUAUGAGUAUUUUUUAUAUUAAAAUAUUUCUGUGUUAACAUGACUAAAUUUUAUUUAUACUUUGGUUAGAAAUGAGUUUUAACAGGAUAAUCAGUAUCGAGUUUAUUUGUUAUAUGAAUGAAUAUGCCCUAUCUAGUUGCUUACAACAAAGUUUUUAUAUCAUCCAGAGUUGCAGUUGUGCAGGUGACAAGUGGCAUAUUCAGCUGGCUGAUGCAAUCUCGAUAAUUCAAAUGUUAACUAAAUCAUCCACAAUUCAGUCAACAUCAGAGUGAUAACCUAUUUCUCCAAUUAGCUCCAAGAAAUUAUUUAUUAUCUUUAUGUACUUGUGUGAUAUUUGUUUAUUUUUUUAUAUAAAGUCGGAACAAUUCAAUAUAUAUAUCAGGUAUCAAAUGAUCUGUCGGUUGGUUUCAAUGAUUCUGGAGAAAAAUUUUUGUUUCUCAUG
Molecule: messenger RNA, 3664 nt
Organism: Styela clava
Lineage: Eukaryota; Metazoa; Chordata; Ascidiacea; Stolidobranchia; Styelidae
Product: plasmanylethanolamine desaturase 1-like
Molecular function (GO): oxidoreductase activity
Source: RefSeq, a predicted model, not a curated record